AGUUCCAGAUUGAUUUCGCAUUAUGCCGACGAUAUCUGUGAAGCGCGAUGCCUUAAUGCGUGCCCUGGAAUGUGAUUACAGCGAGAAAGAAUUCGAAGAGCUGUGUUUUCAGUUCGGAAUCGAAAUCGAUGAAGUCGUCACCAAUGAGUCUGCUUCUGGCGACUCCUCUGAAGUUGAAUACAAGAUCGAAGUAUCAGCGAACAGAUACGAUCUUCUCAGUUUUGAAGGCCUUGUUGCUGCGUUGCGGACUUUCCUGAGCAAAUCAGGAAUCCCGGAGUACGUUAAAACGGAGCCAGCUCAGAUGAUCGAAACCCGAGUGAAAACCAGUGUCGGAGAAGUUCGGCCUUUCGUUGUCACGGCCGUAGUCCGAGGGGUUACAUUGACCGAAGAUUCUUACAACAGCAUCAUUGACUUACAAGAAAAGCUGCAUCACAACCUGUGUCGAAAACGAGCCUUGGUCGCCAUUGGAAUCCAUGACUUGGAUACCAUCCAAGCGCCGUUUGUGUACGAAGCUAAGCAUCCUGAGGAAAUCAAGUUCAAGCCCUUGAAUCAGGUCUUAACCCGUGAAUAUACUGCAGCCGAGCUGAUGGAACUGUAUGCUACCGAUUCCCACUUGAAGCCCUACUUGCCGAUUAUCAAAGAUAAGCCGAAGUACCCGGUGAUCACGGACUCUCGUGGGACCGUCCUUUCUUUGCCACCCAUAAUCAACGGAGAUGCUUCGAAACUGACACUGAAAACCAAAGAUUUUUUCAUCGAAUGCACAGCAACGCUACUUUCGAGAGCAGUGAUAGUUCUGGACACGAUCGUCACCAUGUUGUCGACUCAUGCCGACCCGAAGUUCCACGUGGAAAGCACGAAAGUCAUAUACGAAGAAGAUGGGCGAAGCAUUGUGUACCCGAGUUUAGCGUAUCGCACUGAGAUAAUAGACUUGAAGGAAGCCUGCGAAGUCGUUGGCUUACCGCUGUUCCAAAAAAUCGAAGCAAAGCUGUCCUUCGAACGUAUGGGUUUUCGGUGCAAUUACAAGCCCGUGGUGGGAACGGAAGUGGAAGUUGUUGUCCCACCUACUCGACACGACAUCAUUCAUGCCUACGAUCUGUAUGAAGAACUGGCCGUUUCUUACGGCUAUGACAACAUUGAGCAAACUAUGCCUAAGGAGUACGUGAUAGCUGAGCAGUUCAACCUGAACGUCUUGACUGAUAAAUUGCGGGAUCAGGUGGCCCAAGCAGGGUUUACUGAAGCUGCCACUUUCACCCUGUGUUCUCUGGAAGAUUUGGCUAGCAAGGUGCGAUUGGAAGACAAUCAAGUGGAUCCUGUGACGAUAGCUAAUCCGAAAACCCAAGACUUUCAAGUUUGCCGGACUUCCCUAAUGCCGGGGCUUCUGCGAACACUGGCUGCCAAUAAGAAAAUGCCGAUUCCACUCAGGAUCUUCGAGAUAGCCGACGUGAUUUUGAAGGAUAGUUCGAUCGAUGUCGGCGCGAGGAAUGAACGACGUUUGUGCGCUCUCCAUUGUGGCAAGACCCCUGGUUUCGAGGUUGUACACGGGCUGCUGGACCGUGUGAUGCAAGUGCUUAGCAUUCCAUGGACCAAAGAUCCAAAGGGAUACUUUCUUCAGCCUCUUUCACAUCCGACUUUCUUGGAAGGACACUGCGCAGAAAUCAUUGCAAAAGGGAAAUCUGUUGGACGUGUCGGCGUUUUGCAUCCCGAAGUCAUUCUGAAAUUUGAUCUGUCUUUGCCCUGCGCAGUCGUUGAAAUCAACAUUGAACCUUUCCUUUGAUUUUAAUAUCUGCGACCGGAAAUUAAACGUCGUUAGUGUGCACGAA
Messenger RNA from Notodromas monacha, 1820 nucleotides. Lineage: Eukaryota; Metazoa; Arthropoda; Ostracoda; Podocopida; Cyprididae. The record is from the annotation of a GenBank genome assembly.